Molecule: messenger RNA, 558 nt
Organism: Entamoeba invadens IP1
Lineage: Eukaryota; Evosea; Mastigamoebida; Endamoebidae
Exons: 2
Coding region: 1-558 (185 amino acids)
Source: RefSeq, a predicted model, not a curated record
AUGCAGAAGAUAUUUGAGUAUGUCUUUAUCGGGUGGUCGAUAGUAAUGGGUAUUAUGGUUACGGUGACUGGUGCUUUGCAUUUCGUUUACAACACAUCAGGUUCGUUUUAUAUCGAAGGCCUUAAAACAAACCCUACACUAGCGGUGAUACUCGUUGCAGUGUCUUUGAUGGUGAUGGGGCUUUUGACAAUAUUGUACCCUCUGUAUUACACUUUUUUCAAGCGAGAGUCCUUUGUCAACUCAAAUUGGUUUUUUGCGUUGUGGUACUUUAUUCUAUCAUGUUUGACGUUUUUUAUCACUGGUGUUCUUGGGCUUGUCGUUGGAAUUUUGUGUUUCAUCACGUCCGUUGUACUGCUUGUUGUUCUCAUCAUUUUGAAAAUACCAAACAACUCCGUCGCUCAACAACUCACUUCAGAAAAUAAUUCGACAAACACCACUCCUCAGUCGACACAAGACAUAGUAGUCUUACAAACAGAAAUGUCACAAACAACCUCAGAAAAUCCAUCACAGAAUGUGCAGACAGAAGUCGUUUCUCAAAGACAAGACGACGAGAUUUAA